Messenger RNA from Prunus dulcis (almond), 1838 nucleotides. RefSeq names its product pectinesterase 2. NCBI's taxonomy places the organism in Eukaryota, Viridiplantae, Streptophyta, Magnoliopsida, Rosales, Rosaceae. The record is from RefSeq and is a predicted model, not a curated record. Gene Ontology annotation, biological process: cell wall modification. Gene Ontology annotation, molecular function: pectinesterase inhibitor activity; pectinesterase activity. Bases 105 to 1640 code for a protein of 511 amino acids. The transcript is spliced from 2 exons.
AGCUAAGCCAUGCACACCAUAUUCAAACACAAAAGCUCGUAUAGCUCUAGUCUCCCAAAUCGCCCAUAUUUCAUACACAUUUCUUGAUCAAAAGCCAUCCAAAAAUGCCAAUUCGAUUUCACUCAACACUUUUCUUGGUGCUUUAUCUCUCUCCAAUCAUAUUUGGUUACUCUCCAAAUGAUGUGAAAACAUGGUGUAGCCAAACUCCUCACCCAAAACUAUGUGAGGAUUUUCUGAGCCAUAACCCAACUACAACCCCCAUCAAAGAAAAAUCCCAAUUCUUCAAGAUAUCAACCCAACUAGCCCUAGACCGUGCCAUCCAUGCUCAAACCAACAUGCACUCACUUGGCUCAAAGUUCCAAAAUGCACACGAAAAAACUGCAUGGGCUGAUUGCCUUGAGCUCUUUGAUUUCACAAUCCAAAAGCUCAACAAAACCGUAAAUCCCAGCACCAAGUGCACCCAAUAUGACAAACAAACAUGGCUGAGCACAGCUCUCACAAACCUAGAGACAUGUCGAGAAGGGUUUGCAGACCUUGGGGUCUCAAAUAAUUAUAUCUUCCCUUCAGUGUCAAAUAAUGUUUCUAAUUUGAUUAGCAACACUUUGGCCAUAAACAAAGCUCCAUAUACUUCUCAGCCAAACCACAAAAAUGGUUUCCCAACUUGGGUGAAGCCUGGUGAUCGAAAGCUCUUGCAGUCGUCUUCCCCGACGGCUGAUGUUGUGGUGGCCAAAGAUGGGUCUGGGAAUUACAAGACCAUAAGUGAGGCAGUAAGUGCAGCGUCAAAGAGAAAAAGUAGUGCAAGGUAUGUGAUAUAUGUGAAGGCAGGGACAUAUAAGGAAAAUGUUCAGAUAAAGUCGAAGAAUAUUAUGUUGAGGGGAGAUGGUAUAGGGAAGACUAUUAUCACAGGAAGCAAAAGUGUUGGUGGGGGUUCUACAACCUUCAAUUCGGCUACAGUUGCUGUGGUUGGAGAUGGGUUCAUUGCCCAGGACAUUACAUUCCAAAACACUGCCGGUCCAACAAGCGGCCAAGCCGUGGCACUCCGGUCCGGUUCAGAUCUCUCUGUUUUUUACAAAUGUGGCUUUGAGGGGAACCAAGACACCCUCUAUGUGUACUCUGACAGACAAUUCUAUAGGGAAUGUGACAUCUAUGGAACUGUUGACUUUAUUUUCGGCAAUGCUGCUGUGGUUUUCCAAAACUGUAACAUUUAUGUUCACAACCACAAAACCAACACCGUCACUGCACAGGGCCGGUCCGAUCCAAACCAAAAUACAGGAAUUUCUAUUCACAAUUGUAGAGUUACAGCUGCUUCGGAUUUAAAAUCGGUUCAAAGUUCGGUUAAAACAUACCUAGGGAGGCCAUGGAGAGAGUAUUCUCGAACCGUGUUCAUGAAGACAUACCUUGAUAGCUUAAUUGACCCAGCUGGUUGGAUGGAAUGGAGUGGUAACUUUGCCUUGAAGACUUUGUAUUAUGGUGAGUACAUGAACACAGGCCCUGGUUCAUCCACUUCAAAUAGGGUGAAAUGGGCAGGUUACCAUGUCAUUACAAGUGCCUCGGAGGCUUCCAAAUUUACUGUUGGGAACUUCAUUGCGGGUAAUUCUUGGUUGCCAGCCACCAAUGUGCCUUUCACCUCUGGUCUGUGAUUAUACUGUUAUUUUUUGGAACAUAAAUAAAUUGAUUGUUGGCCCCCAAAAAAUGAGGAAUUAAUUUAGGGCAUUCAAUGGUUAGGUUACGAUUGUGCUUUCUUAUUUAAUUAUUAAUAUGGAAUUGUAUCAAUGACUCAAUUGUCAUUCUUUGUGAAUUUGUUUUAUAAGAAUUUAUAAUUGUUAAGGUUCUUCUCA